Syngnathoides biaculeatus (alligator pipefish) is the source of this 3119-nucleotide messenger RNA. It is a transcript of the gene stom, whose product is annotated as stomatin. Lineage: Eukaryota; Metazoa; Chordata; Actinopteri; Syngnathiformes; Syngnathidae. The transcript has 8 exons. Gene Ontology annotation, cellular component: plasma membrane. The coding region runs from base 91 to 969 and encodes 292 amino acids. The record is from RefSeq and is a predicted model, not a curated record.
AUUGUCAGCAUUUCGGCCAAAACCACCGCCCAUGUUGCGUACAUUAAAAUUCACUUCACCUUCAGGCCGUAAAGAUUAGUAAUAUUCGCCAUGGAUAACGAAGAAUUAACAAUGAAAGCUGCAAAAAGGCGAGAACGUCAAUCAGGUCCAAGCAGCGCUUUACAUGAUGCAGAAGCCUUGGAAAGUGGAGACUCUGACAUUGGCUUCUGUGGCUGGAUGUUGGUGGGGUUGUCUCUUCUGCUCAUGCUGGUCACACUGCCCAUUUCCAUUUGGAUGUGCAUCAAGAUUGUGAAGGAGUAUGAGAGGGCCAUUAUAUUCCGCCUCGGGCGCCUGUUGCGAGGAGGAGCCAAAGGACCAGGUUUGUUCUUCAUCUUGCCGUGCACUGACAGCUUUAUCAAUGUGGACAUGCGCACCAUCACCUUCGACAUCCCACCACAAGAGGUUUUGACUAAAGACUCAGUGACAGUGAGUGUGGAUGGUGUGGUCUACUACCGGGUUCAGAAUGCUACUCUGGCCGUAGCCAACAUCACUAACGCCGAUGCCGCCACGCGCCUAUUGGCCCAGACCACACUGAGGAAUGUUCUCGGUACCAAGAACCUCGCAGAGAUCCUUUCAGACCGUGAAGAAAUUGCGCACAGCAUGCAGUCCACUCUGGACGACGCUACUGAUGACUGGGGCAUCAAGGUGGAGCGAGUGGAAAUCAAAGAUGUCAAGCUGCCCCUGCAGCUCCAGAGAGCCAUGGCGGCCGAGGCUGAGGCCACGCGGGAGGCCAGAGCCAAGGUUAUCGCAGCAGAAGGUGAGAUGAACGCCUCAAGGGCGCUGAAGGAAGCGUCGCUGGUGAUCGCGGAGUCUCCGUCUGCCCUGCAGCUGCGCUACCUGCAGACCCUCAACACCAUCGCCGCCGAGAAGAACUCCACCAUCAUUUUCCCUCUCCCUCUGGAAAUGAUGCAGGGCUUCACUAAACACUAAUCCUCCCUCACGUGUAACCGUUACAUGCAACAAGUUAGGCAUCGAAAACGCAAAAGUGACCUUACGCUCAUACAAAUAUAUCUCAUGUAAUGCCUGAAGCUGCAGUUCUGCUGCAUCCACUGCCAAUGUACAUGUAAUUACUUACGAGGUUUUAUUUUGCAAGGUAUUUUACGUCCACACUGUGUCAUUGCAUAUUUUUUACCAACGUGUUUCCGCAGCCUCACUUCCAACCACGCACAGUAAGUACGCAACAUACAAUACCAGGGGAAAAAAAAAGUCAUUUCUGUCCAUUCUUGCUGUUUAGUCGAGUUUGUGCAUAUAUAAUUUUUAUAAGGGCAGUGAAUGAGUUCUAAAGCUGACCAAGUGAAGUAAGAUUUCAAUGUUGAUUCCUUUGCAACCUGGGCCAGAGUCUGACACCAAUAGCAGAAAACGGGGUCGGGAGUGUCUGCACAAAGACACCAUGAAACAGGACACGACGUGACUAAAGAUGACAAGACUAGUUUAUUUUAUACAUGUUUGAGUUGCUAUUCAUUAGUGACCAUCAAAAGUAUUCUAAGAUGAAAGUUAAUGUAACAAUGCCAUCUGCUGGAACUCUCUUGCUACUAACAUACACAUACUGUAUAUAUUUUUAGAGCCAUGCAAAGGAUCAACAUCUAAUGAUGUACAACUAAAGGAGUUCCUACUAAACUCCAUCCCAUCUGUUUUCUAUAGGGCUUAUCCUCAUUAGGGUCGUGGGCAUGGGGCACCCUGUCCCAGCUAUCUUUGAGGGGUGAGAGACGGGGGUACACCCUCAACUAGUCACCAGGGCACAUAACUAUUUGCACUCACAUUCACACCUAUCGGAAAUUUAGUCUUCAAUCAACCUACCACAUGUUUUUUGGAAUCUGGCAGGAAACCAAAGUACCCAGAGAAAACCCGCGCAGGGAGAACAUGCAAACUCCACACAAGAAAGGCCGUAUUUGAACCUCGAUCCUCAGAAUUGAGGCAGAUAUGUAAACCAGUGGGCCCCAAUUACACCUCAUACUAACCUGAAUGAUGAAGUACUGUAUUAGAAUAUAUAACGUAUCAAAAAUAGUGAUUGGGAAUUUGAAGAGUGCUGUAUAUGUAACACGGAUGGAUGCAAACAUUUAGUUGUCCUUCAGUGACGUCCCCCCCCCCCCAACCUAAAGAGGAUAUCUAUAUUUUAAAUGGAUACUAUACCCAUAUUCUUAUACCGACUGUAUAUGCUAGUCAUUUAGCUGGACUCUCAUAUAGUUAUGUAAUCUUACAUAAAAUUUUAUUUUUGAGAGAAAGAAUGGAUUUCCUGCAAUGUACUCAAGCCAUAUUUGUGUAAUAGUUUAUUGUUUCAUGAGCACGUUAAAGACAGUUCCUUAGAAUCAAAGCUUCUAAGUAAAAAGCCUUAACUUACUGCUGUGGAUUAAUUUUACUUUUUUUGAAACAUAGCUUCAGAGUUUUUUAUUUACUGUACGUUACAUUUCUUUCAAGCAAGAAGUAUUUGGUCACAUAUUUAGUCUUGAGGGACCUUCAAGGCAGCCAAAGAGUCAGGAGCUUUUGUCUUGUCUUUAAAGGUCUUUUUUUAAUGAUGUGAUCUCGGUAGCUGUUACAAUGUAGAGUGCAUUUCAAACUAAAUCGCUUUACUGAACCCGUCAGGUGUGCUCGCAUGGGCUCUUCCAUGCAAUGCCAUUAAAGUGUAUUCAAGUUUAGCUUUGAGAAGUUGAUUUACAUUCUGUACAUACAGUGGGCUCCUGCAUAAUUGUGUGGGGAAAAAACUUUUUCUUUCCAAUUUUUUUUCUUCACUUUUUGGGAGACAAACCAAUAAGUGCUAUUAGUUAAUGCCACUUAUUUGAGAACUUUUUUUUUUAUUCCCUCAAUGCAAUCAACCAAUGUCAAUUUUGCAGGUUUUCACUACGGUCCACUGUGGUGUAUAAAUGUUGCUAGACUAUCCUAAAGUUUCAAUGCAACUAUUACAUAAAUGUUACAUGUUUUUUUGGUGAAGGUGGCAUUGUGUUCAAUGUUUUCCCACUCAACAUUUGUCUUGAAGUGCUAUUGAGGGAAAAAAAAGCCUGUUACAGUCCUCCUGAACUAAUUAAAGUUGAAUGCCAAAUACUGUAAUGUUGUUCAUUUACGAAUAAAUGUACUAUAUACAUACU